Messenger RNA from Porites lobata, 791 nucleotides. NCBI's taxonomy places the organism in Eukaryota, Metazoa, Cnidaria, Anthozoa, Scleractinia, Poritidae. The record is from the annotation of a GenBank genome assembly.
UUGGAACUCGCGGAGGAAGCAAAGAGGGUGUUUGGAGAGGAAGUCAACAUAACGACUGAAGGUCAGCGCCAUCUGGCAGCAGUUAUUGCGUCGCAAGAAUACAAAGAUCAGUAUUGUGAGGAGAAGGUUCGUGCAUGGAAAGAGGAAAUCGAACGUCUCUCUGAAAUAGCUAAGAGCCAGCCCCAUGCGGCGUAUAUUGCUUUCACAAAAGGCUACAAGUCGAAGUUCACCUACUUCAUGCGCACAAUUGGAUCGUUUAAAGUUUAUGUCGAUCCAAUCCAGGAAGUGAUUGAAGAUUUACUACUCCCAACUUUGUUCGGUCAAUCAGAGCCUCUCCCUAACGAGGUGCGCAGACUUGCUACCUUAGCAACGGGUCAAGGGGGUCUAGGCAUUCCUGAUCUGAAAUCCGAGGCACCGCAGCAGUUUGCUGCCUCGAGACUAAUAACCACCGCGCAGGUAGAUUCUAUUACUUCACAGAGUUCCAUCAUGGUGCCAGGAGAAAGAUCUACGGAGGAGCUACAGAGGCAUCAACAAUCACUUAAGAGAGCAAGUGCCAAAGAGAAAAUGGAUAGCAUUGAUUCAAGCCUCUCCCCAGGCCUGCUGCGUCUGGUUAAUCAAUCGAGGGACAAGGCGCAAGUUCUUGGCUGAAUGCGAUGCUUCUCGCAGACAAAGGUUUCGCCCUCAACAAGCAAGAGUUCGGAGACUCGCUACGCUUGCGUUAUGACUUGCCCUUAGUCGAUUUACCAAGUCAUUGCAUAUGUGGGGAUAAAUUCAUCGUUAGUCACGCCCUC